AGUGGCUUACGACACUCAGUGAACAGAAGGUGCUUCUGCAUGCGCUGUCAGUGUACUGGUCUGCUGCAAGGGAUUGCUCGCUCCUUCGCUUCCCACAUUUACCGCCCCUGCCUGCCGGACCAGCACCAGCCUCCAGCAGCCUCUUCCAGCUGGCUGACAAAACAUUUGGAGAGCAAGGGAGUGAACAAAACCUGCGAACCACAGGGGAUGCACGUCGCCUAUAAACAGAUACCAGCCACUGGGAUGACAAGGAAUGCUGUUACACAAGAAAACUGAGAAGAGGAGUCACCUCUGCAAUAUAUAUAUUUUUUUCUUGCUUUCGUCACAGGAGACACGAUUAACAGCUUAAAUGGAUUUAAACCUCAAAAGACAGUGAUUUCUUGCUGAGACGAACACAGCAUUUCAACAGCUCAGCUGAAACUUAAUCAGAGAGGAGGAGAAAAGACCGACACUCAGAAAUUAUUCUUCAUCGGUUUUUCUUGUUGCUUUGGUUGUCUCUUCUUCCCUCUGAUCCUUGCAGCAGAAGACUGCAGAGGAGCAAAAGAGACAGAGCUCAUGCAUGCAGACAGGGGAACUUGCACUUCCUACCAUCUCGCUGAAAGCUACUUGGAUUCUUCCUUUUUCUGGCUCUUUCACUUGAAAAGAACUAAGACAUUGUAAGCCUGCCAAGGAUCUGGUGUCCACUGAAAAGAGAAAAGGCGGGGGGGGAUGUGUGCCACAGUGGGGUCUUUUUCAGAUUCGUACAUAAUUAGUGUUGGGGCACAAAGCAAGAUGCUAAAUGGAGAUUGUCAGCUUUUGGAUAGGGGUGAGUAAGAAUCAUUUUGAAUAAGAGCGACUGGAAAGGACAGUUUCAUUUUUCAUCCCCUCUACUCUCCACCCACUGCCGAAUAUCUUUCAUUGGCAAAAUAGAACUGCUCUUUAUUUUUCACAGUUUGGACAAAAGACCUGUCGUUGGACUGCAUAAAAUAAAUAUAUCCAUCUCUGCAAAUACAAUACAAAGACCAAAUGAACUCAACAGUUUAAUCACAUAUGUUGAAAAAAAUGAUCUGAGAGGUGCAAAAAUAAUAUCCAGAGUGGUUCAAUGGACAUUUUCUCCCUGACAUUCCUGGAUAUUUAUGCUAAUGGAUUUCCUCCUAAUUGGACUGUACUUAAAGUGGCCACUGAAGAAACCCCCUGGGUUGAUACUGUGUUCAUUGGGUAUUUUUCUGAGAACUGUUUCCUUGGCAGAGGCGGUUUGUCCAAGGCUGUGCCGCUGCGACAGCAAGCUGCUGUACUGCGAGGGGCUCAACCUCACAGAGAUCCCCCGCAAUCUGAGCAGUGCCAUGGGCCUGUCUAUGAGAGAGAACAACUUGACAGAGCUGCAUGAAGGCCAACUAGCUGGUCUGUCACAGCUAACCUGGCUUUAUCUAGAUCAUAACAACAUUGACAUUGUAGAGGAGGGUGCAUUUGAGAAGCUGAGACGGGUCAAGGAGUUGGACCUGAGCAGCAAUCGGAUUGAGAGUCUGCCAAAUGGUACCUUCAGGCCCCUCCCAAACCUACGCAUUUUGGAUCUCUCAUACAACAGGCUGCAGGCACUCGAGCCCGACCUGUUCCAUGGCCUUAGAAAGCUCACCAAUUUGCAUUUGCGCUACAACACUCUCAAAUUUGUGCCAGUGCGUAUUUUUCAAGACUGCAGGAGCAUGCAGUUUCUGGACUUGGGAUACAACCAACUACAGAGCCUGGCAAGGAAUUCCUUUGCUGGUCUUUUCAAGUUGACUGAGUUGCAUCUUGAGCACAAUGAGUUGGUCAAAGUUAACCUAGCCCAUUUUCCUCGUCUUAUCUCUUUACGUACCCUUUACAUGCACAACAAUCAUGCCACAAUUGUUGUCAACACCCUGGAGUGGACCUGGCCUUUUUUAGAGAAGAUUGACCUAUCAGCCAAUGAAAUCGAGUACAUUGAGCAACAUGUUUUUGAGAGUACUCCCAACCUGAAGGUGCUGAUGCUUGACUCGAAUCGCUUGGCUUCUUUGGACCAACGCAUCCUGGAUUCGUGGUCAUCUCUGGACAGCAUUACCCUGGCAGGCAAUGACUGGGAGUGCAGCCGCAAUGUGUGUGCCUUGGCCUCUUGGCUGAGUGCCUUCAGAGGCCAGCGUGACAGCUCCCUGCUGUGUUCAAGCCCCGACACUGCACAGGGUGAGGAUGUGUUGGAUGCAGUCUAUGCUUUUCAGCUAUGUGAUUCGUCGGCAGAGGUAACCACAGCAGGCCUGUAUGCAUCAACAAGAGAUCUGGCCAAGGGUGGCUCUGUGUUUCUGGGACCUUUUACCCCAAAUCCGUAUGAAGGUGAGGGUAGUGAGGUGGUCACAAGUUCUUAUACUGUCACAGUGGGCCACGACGACCUGGAAAGCACCAUGCAGAUCCACAAGGUAGUGACUGGUACCAUGGCACUCAUCUUCUCCUUUCUCAUCAUGGUCCUCAUUCUGUACGUGGCAUGGAAGUGCUUUCCAGCUGGAAUAAGGCAACUACGGCAGUGCUUCAGCAGUCAGCGUCGUAAGCAGAAGCAAAAGCAAAGCAUGCAGCAGAUGGCUGCAAUUUCUACACCGGAGUACUACGUUGACUAUAAACCUAAUCACAUUGAGGGAGCUUUGGUUAUCAUUAAUGAAUAUGGCUCUUGCACUUGCCAACAGCAACCUUCACGAGAAUGUGAGGUGUGACUGUGCUUUUUGACUACAUCUUUACCUGUGAUUAUGUGGAUAUACAGUAAAUCCCUUUUUGGAUACUAAAGAGAGGGAGAUGUUGUAGAACAAAAGGGAAUUAUUUCAUCUUUUGGACACUUUUUACACAGCGUUUCACUGUGAUGUAGAGGGAGUAUGCUUUACAUGGCUGACUAUGGUGGAUUUAUUGCUACUGCUCUCUACUGCUACUUUGAAAUCAAAAAGCAUAAUGGGCACCUGGCAAUGGGACGUGUUGAUGCUCUGAUGAAAAUCAGAAAGGAAUAUGUUUUGUGUACUGGGAGCUUUUCUCUCACGGAAGGAUAUUUGAGCUUUAAUGUGUCUUUCUAUUUCAGAACAUUUAAAUAUUGUUUAAAGAUAAACUGGAGACAAACAAGAUGAGAAAAAAUAAGGAAAAGAAAAUGAGCAAACCAUUUGUAUUAUGGUGCAUACAAUAUUUGAGGAGCAUUUAAAAUAUAAGAAAAACUGUUUAAUUAAAAAUGUAAAAAUAAAAGUCUGUAAAAUAUGCUAAAAGAAGUGCAAGUGUGGAGAAAUUGAAAAAAAAAAGAUAAUCUAUUUCUUUUGUAAAGUACAAAAAAUGUUUAAAUAAAUGAACCACUAUUCACAGUACACUCAUUUUGUAUGUGAGAAGCCUGUCCCAGUGGAAGAACGACAAUAGAUGUAGUCUUUGUGCUCCUGGACAAGAGAGCCAUGAUUCUACAGUGUAUCAAACCAAAAAAAAAGAGAGGAAAAAGAAAUGGAUGAAAUACUGGGAAAAAAUUAAAAAUGAAAGAGGCAAACAGAUAUCUCCAUUUCACCUCAAACUGCUUCAGCCACAUUUGUUGGUUUACCAUUCAUUGUGUUGUCUUGUUAUUGGCUUAGUUUCUUCCUCAUUCCUUCACUGUGAACAGAUUCAAAAUAAUCAAUUUAAAUUUUGUAAGCAUGUUUUAAUUUUAUCAUAUCGCCGCUCGUGUUGCAUUGAAGUAAAGAAAGCAGAAAGAUCAUAUUCGAGACCGUUCACCGCCCUUUGGCUACAAUAGAACAGAGUUGCAACAUUUGGCCAAUUUAAACACACAACUUCUUCAAUCAUUUAAACCAUGCACAUGUAGAUAAAAAUGUAAUUCAAGUAGUGUCAGAACUCCUGAGGAGAUUAUCCACCAGCUUCAAGCAAUAUUUGCACAUGCGGUGUUUACCACUGUGUUUUCAUGUGAUAUAAAAUGUUUGUUGAAUACAAGGCCAUGCAGGCGUGUGUAUGUGUGUGUAAAUCUUCCUCUGGUCUUCACUGUGUAAAUUAGUGCAAACUAAGAGAUGUGGUGUUUCCUGGCUACUGUGAAAUGAACAGUGUGCUGCGUGAAAGGAGGGGAUGGGGGGUUUGGUUGAUCACCACCACUGCAGAAAGAGGUAACAGACUGCUCUCUAGUGUGCAUAUUCUCAUACUGUGGCUGCAUCUUACAUUCCGUUCACCAUGUUCUGCAGACUCCUACGGCAGGGGCAGCGUAGAUAUACCGAAUUUGCAAAUGCUUUUCUGUGAAAACGAUAAUUUUGCAUCAUUCUGUGUUAUUUUGAAAUAAAUUUAAAAAAGAAGAUGUUUACGAUUUGUAAGUCAGCAGGAAUAAAGUGUUUAAGAAAUCACUGACAAUCAUUACAUGCUCAGUUUCAAAAAGACUACUUUCUUUACCUUGUUCAAGUUCCUAAAAACAAGCCUAAGCAUAAAUGGUAAUCUUGUAUUUCUCAAGAAAAUGCAUUUAAAUGACCCCAAAAAUGGCCAUGUCACAGUGAAGAAUGGUUUAGUCUGGUUUAAAUCGGUGAAACAUGUUAUAGGUGAUAUAAAGCCUGGAGGUAAGAUCAGCCUAAUGAAGAGUGAUGAGAACUGAAAGUCCCUCAGGCAAUUACGUGUCUGAAAGUGGGGAGAAAAGAAUUUGGCAGUAAUUUAGGAUAACCUUGAAUAAUAAAAGAUACUACUCAUUCUGAAAUAGAAUAUAUGCAACAGAAAAUCUUUGCAAUUGGGAAACAUCUUGACAUUAUUUGUUGAAAUAUCACCCAAUUUCUUUAAUGUUACAAUAAUGUUUAACUUAGCAGCCAUCAUAAACUUGUUUUCUUUGCAAUAAAAUUAACUGUCCAAAAAGGUUCAUGUUAGGGUCAAGGAGGGUUUGUUUAGUUUAACAUUUUAGCGGCGCCACAAAGCCUGAUAAUAAGCUUAGCCUGAAGCAAAGACGGUUUAAUUUCCCCAAGUCAAUAAAGUUUCUGAAUGUUCGACAAAAAAAUAAUAAUUUGGCAGUAAUUUAGAAUUACUUUACCAUAUAUGUGAAACUGCUUAUCAUUACAUUGAAAAUAUGUAUGUGAAAAUGUACGCAUUUUAAAAAAGUAUUUUGACAAUACUUUCACAUUGGUCCAAAGAGAAUUUUCAAUUUAUACAAUAAAUUUCCAUUUCAUAAAGAUUCUAAGUAAAAUAGAUUAAACAAAUGGUAAACCUGUGACAGGAUUUUGUAAAAGUAUUACAGAAAUGUAACAAAAUUUAUUCUAGAGGGGCAAAAAUAUUAGCUAGACACAUAUGGCAAACUAGAUUUUCUGCCGUCUUUGACAUCCAGUCAAAGUAUUAAUAUUGAAAAGAUGGAAUAGCUCAGGUUAUCUCAGCAGGUAUGAGCACACACACAACCCUUCCUAGCAUUGUUGAAAAUUGAUUAUAAUAUAAAACUAACCUCAGCAAAGCAAGUUAUAGUAAUAAUUACUAUCAAACCAGUUAGGUAAAAUUUACUUGUCAAACCUGAUGUACAGUGUCCACAAUGUUGCAUGGUAAUGUUUUUAGUAAGUAAAAAAGUUGAUUAACUUCGCUGAACACAUUUAUUUAUUGUCGCUAUGAGGUACUAAAGAAGCAAAAGCACCUCUCUCUGCAAUUUUUUUGCCGUGAGCCAUGCUUUUCGAGAACAAUAAUGGCUCAAAGUUGCCAUGUGGGAAUUUAUGAUCCAUUUCAUAUUUAUGGUAGCAAAGGUGUUCCACUUUAAGACUCAACAUGGCUGUUAAUCAUGUCCUGUCAGAUCAUGAGAAUGCAAAUGACUGCUGUAGCAAUCAUGACGAGGACUGAGAUUUAUUUCAUCCUCACAUCCUGUCAAGAAUUUCAGCCCUGUUGAAACAGGCUGAAACAGGCCCUUAAACAUGCAACUGCAGGGUAAAUUUGAGGCUGAGGCCUCAUUUAUAUAAAUAUUAGAUGAUACCCGACAUCGAGGGCUGGGAUUGGUAUGGCUAUUGAUUUCAUUUCACUCUUUUCUUAAACAAGCAAGCAGGGCGAAAGGUGAUCGAGAAUGGCUUUGAAUAUUUUAAUAGCUUUGAGUCUUUGGGGCCGACAUUAAACUACUUUGGAAUUCUUUCUAUCUCUGCUCACCUUUACCUCUUGUCUCUUUUCACUCUCUGUGUUUGUAAGGUGGACCGAAUAAGGAGAAAAACAUCAAUUCAUCUAACUGACAACAGAUCAAAUCUCUGCUUGACCCGAGCUUGAGGUGAUGAUUCCCAGAAGGGAGAUAGGUGCUCUCAGACAGCAUCCAUUAUAAAUGUCUUGAUUGAUGAUCCUCGGUAAAAAUCAAUACAGAUGAGUGGUAACCAAAAGGAUCACAGUGGCAAUAAUGUGUUCAACCCUCCUAUAUAUUUUCACAACUAAAUAAUUUGUAAUACGGAAACCCUCCAGUACUUUUAGUAAUAAUAAAUGUUUCACAUUCCAACUGCAUGGUACAAGCACUAAUGAGGUUGUGAUUUAUUUUUUAAAAGUUGUGUUGUUUUGUUUAAAGGUAGUAUAUGAGGGGAGCAGAACACGUCAGAAGUGCAGCUGUUUUAGAUGUGCUAAAUGAUAUUCAGCCCACAUGCUAACAAAUGCCAAGUCAUUGUUUUGUGUGCAAAAAUGUAAGUUUGAAAUGACAGACACAGUCAUGAUUCUUCAACAACAGAUAUUCAUUCAGGUAAAGUCUGUCAAUAACUCCACCUUUAAUGUCAAUAAAGGUAGAGUUAUGUCAAA
Molecule: messenger RNA, 6690 nt
Organism: Xiphophorus hellerii (green swordtail)
Lineage: Eukaryota; Metazoa; Chordata; Actinopteri; Cyprinodontiformes; Poeciliidae
Gene: lrrtm1
Product: leucine rich repeat transmembrane neuronal 1
Exons: 1
Coding region: 1116-2690 (524 amino acids)
Molecular function (GO): protein binding
Source: RefSeq, a predicted model, not a curated record